Paramuricea clavata is the source of this 1637-nucleotide messenger RNA. NCBI's taxonomy places the organism in Eukaryota, Metazoa, Cnidaria, Anthozoa, Malacalcyonacea, Plexauridae. The record is from the annotation of a GenBank genome assembly.
AUGUUGCGUGAUGAUCCAGAAUAUAGUGGUAUGAAAUUGGUUCGAUCGAAAACGUCCAAAGCUGACGUGGAAAUCGUUGAGGCUAUUGAUUCAGAUUCAGAUCCUGAUCCCAUUGAAAAUGACAAUGGUGAUGAUACCGAAAGUAGUGCAACCGUUUGGAAAGAAUGUUUUGGGAAUUUUCAUAUUUCCAAGAAAGAUGAUUGGAUGAAUAUUCGCAAGAUUUUGCUCGCAUUUCACAACGAUGUUCAGCAUCUUCAGGACGUGGACAAAGAAUCCAAAUUACCCACCGUGGUCCAUCUUUCAACAACGUCUCCACCACCUGUGUUGCAUAAAGCAGUCGUGGCUCCUCCUGCAGAUGACUCUCAGACCAAGAAGAAAUCAGUCAAACGCAAAAAACCCAACGCGUCAACAGUGGACAAUGAGGUAGUAUUUACUGAUUGUAAUUUUAGUAAAGCACUUGCUGUAUCGACAUGUUAUAUGUUUCAUUAUUGUAUUACGACUCGUCGUUGUGUGGAAUUGUAUACGAAAGAGAUGUGUGCUGCCCUUCCUUUCGAUUAUAAGUUCUUAUAGUAGAAAUGGAUAAAAAAAAUUAAAUAAAAGUGCUAUUAAAAUGAUUCCACAUUUUCGUCGUUAUAAUCGACCGCAAAAAAAUGCCAUACAGCUUACGUGGAAUGAUUAAAGGAAUUUUUGGUUUUUUGUUUAGGAUAAGAAUUCAUAUAAAUCAUCAAUAGCAAGACUUUUUCGUUAUAUGCAUAAUUAUGAUUUAGACUCUGAAGAGGUUAUAUGUAGAUAUAGUGACGAGUUUGAUAGUCAUUUUAUACAUAUAGUGAAGAAUUUUCGUGAGCAACUUGUAAAUAUGUAUGCUCGUGUAUGUACGUUGUUGGAAAGUACACCUGAAGACUACGAAACAGCAAAUAUUAUAGCAGCCUCUAAAUAAUUAUUGAUUGUGUGUGUGUGUGUGUGUGUUGUUUUAGUGAUAUUCAACAAUAUGGUACGAAGAAAAAAAGAUGCUAAAGAAAGAACUGACGAACUUAUUAUUAAAAAAGCUUCUCGGUUAUUAAAACGUGAAAAAAACUAAAUAAGUAACAAACUGAAGCGCAUACUUUACACUCUAGAAAAUUGCAUAGAUAUAAACGUUUAAAAAUACUCGUAGAUAAAUGUAAUGCUCAAUGGAGUAUUGAUUUAGCAGAUUUAAAUGAAUUGUCACGUUAUAAUAAUCAAUAUCGUUAUAUGCUUGUGUGUGUUGAUGUUCAUUCCCGUUCGCCAAGUUAUUCAAAACAAAAUCGGCAACGAAUGUGGCGAAGAAAUCUGAGGAACUUUUAUUAGAAUGGGGAGUGCCAAAAAAAGUACAAAGUGACGAGGGCAAGGAAUUUUCAUUGAUUAAACGUAAACUUGGACCACAAUAUGGUUUCAAACUAUUUCAUACUUUUAAUCGAGAAACAAAAGAAGUACACGCCGAACGAUUUAUUCAAACAUUUAAACAAAUGGUUCGACGUACACUGACAACACUCGAUUUGGGUUUUCGCUACAUUCACUAUUUGCCGCUAAUUCUAGAACGUUACAACGAAUCACCGCAUCAAGGUUUGUUCGGUGCUUACACCGCACGAUAUUUAUGUGAAGAAAAAACCUGUGAAUAA